GCUAGGCUCAUGGGCUGCUGACUCAGUUCCCUCUGCAGCUCUUGCCCAGCAGCCCUGCUCUGAGGCAGGCUCUGAUGGGACCUGCACACUGCACUGGUCACACCUUCGAUGCUGCUGCUGGGAAUACGAUGGAGGCUUCAGGAGCUUCUGCCCAGUCUCAAGACAACAGUGGAGUCCACAGCGAAAUUGAAGCUCUAGACUACCAAGAGACAGAGUUCCACCAGCAAGAUGGCAAGGCCCGGGAAGGAUAUGAGAGAGACAAGUCUUCCUCCUCUUCAUCCUCCUCUUCCUCUUCCUCCUCCUCAUCUUCCUCCUCCUCCUCAGACAGCAGCGAUGAGGACCAGCACUCCCGAGGUCCCAGGAAACACCGAAGGAAGCCCCACAGGGACAGCUCUUCUGGUGUUGACCACCGGGAAGUGGAGGUGCUGAAGGAUGAGCUUCAGCUCUAUGGAGGUGCUGCUGGGGAAAUGGUGCUUGCUGGGGAGUCAGGACUCCGAAGGAGAGGUUCCGGCUCAGCAGGGGGAGAAGUGGAGGCCUCUCAGCUAAGAAGGCUGAACAUUAAGAAGGACGAUGAAUUUUUCCACUUCGUCCUCCUCUGCUUUGCCAUUGGAGCCUUGCUGGUGUGUUAUCACUACUAUGCAGACUGGUUCAUGGCCCUUGGGGUUGGCCUGCUCACCUUUGCUUCCCUAGAGACCAUCGGCAUCUACUUUGGGCUGGUGUACAGAAUCCACAGUGUACUUCAGGGCUUCAUCCCCCUCCUUCAGAAGUUCAGGCUGCCAGGGUUCAGGAGAACAGACUGACACCACAGCGGGAUGGCAGCUGAGCCAGUCCCCACUAUGACCACUGUAACCACUGCCAUACCUGAGCCCAGAAGACAGAGCCACAUGCUGGAAGACACCAGGAGGCCACACAAUAAAGAACUCUUUCCUUCCAUGUGGUCUGAGUGUUGGCGCCAGUGGGCAGGCUCUCACUCUGCAGAUUAGCACUCGGUCUCCAAGGGGAGAAGAAGAGGGACAGCAUCUGGGUCAGCAAGAAAGAGCUGGGAUGCCAUCACUCUUAGGGGCAGCAAGAGGCCUGGGCCCCACAGGCUGACAGCUGUGGGCUCCGGUCUCUCCCGUGUCCUCAGGCCAUACUUGUGAGCUCAUAGUUCCUGCAGAGCCAUCUUGGGACAGACAGUCUACUGCCCUGAGGCAGGGAGCUACCAGCCUGGGUCCCCAGGGGAACCUGUUGCAGAUAAGACACUGGGGACCAAAACUGUGGCCCUAUCACCCAGUGACCAACCCUGUUACCCUUGAACUACUGAA
Molecule: messenger RNA, 1304 nt
Organism: Psammomys obesus (fat sand rat)
Lineage: Eukaryota; Metazoa; Chordata; Mammalia; Rodentia; Muridae
Gene: Tmem40
Product: transmembrane protein 40
Exons: 12
Coding region: 75-800 (241 amino acids)
Source: RefSeq, a predicted model, not a curated record